CUGAGGGGGAAAAGGAAAGGGCCUGAGGCUGCUAGGAAUGGUGGGAGUUGAAGUCCAAAACGCCUCAAAGGCCCAAGUUCGCCUCUAGGAAUUGGGCCUUCUCUGGUUGAGCCAGAACAGGCCUCCUUGGCAGCCCCUCACUUGGGCCAGGCCUCUCCCCUCAGGUUGAUGAUGAUGAUGAUGAUAUGAGAGGCUGCGUUGGCGAGGGAGGGCCGGCAGGGGGCAGCUGAGAGGCCUCCACUUCCUCGGCUGGAGAACCCUGCAGAGCCUCCUCCUCCUCUUUUGCACCAUGACCAUCAGCGCCCUCCGCCCCGGAGCAGGGGGCAACUCCCGCCUGCAGCUGCCCUGCCUGGCCAAGAUGGAGCGGGUGGUGGUUGGCAUGCAGGACCCAGACAUGGGCGUCAAGGUGCGCAGUCAGCGCCUCCUCAUCACCGUCAUCCCCCACGCCCUUACUGGGAGUGACAUUGUCCAGUGGCUGGUCCAGAAGUACGCCAUUUCCGAGGAAGAGGCCCUCCACCUGGGCAACCUGAUUGUGCGGCAUGGCUACAUCUACCCACUGAAGGACCCCCGCAGUCUGGCCCUGCGCCCAGAUGAGACCCCCUACCGCUUCCAGACGCCCUAUUUCUGGAUGAGCACCAAGUGGCCGGCCACAGAGCUGGAUUAUGCCAUCUACCUGGCCAAGAGGAACAUCCGGAAGCAGGGGGAGCUCAUUGGGCAUGAGAAGGAUGACUACAAUCAGCUGCACAAGAGGAUCAACCACAGCUGGGACUUCGUGGUCAUGCAGGCCAGGGAGCAGCUCCGGGCGGCCAAGCAGAGGCGAAAGGGUGACCGUAUUGUCAUCGAGUGUCAGGAGCAGGCCUAUUGGCUGGUCAACAGGCCCCCCCCUGGGGUCUCAAACGUCUUGGAGCAGGGCCCUGAGCGCCGGAACUGCCAUAGCACCCGAGUGCAGCUGUCACUAACACUGCUGCUGAUGUGUUGCUCAGGGGGGUUGGAGGGUCCAUGGGCCUUGCUGGGGGGGGGGGGGGCAGCAGAGGGGCCUCCUCCAUUAAGCAGACUGGGGCCUGCUCUUCCUAUUCCCUCUCCCCUCUGCCUGGCUAUCCUAUCUGCUGAUGGCCAGUUGGGGCAUUGCCUAUUUGCCCCUCUGUGUGACAGAAGGCGGGGAGCAAUUGCUGGGGAGGAGGGUGGUGGGACACACAGAAUGGACCUGAUUGCUCUCUGUCUCUCCUUCUUGCAGGAGAAGAACACUGACUUCUAUAAGCGGGAGAUCCGCUACUUCCGUGCGGCCAUGGUCCGCACUCGCGUCAAGUCCUCCGUCUGCCUUGAAGGUUACAUCCGGUUCAAUGAGCAGUAUGUGCCCCAUGACCCCGUUAUGUCCGGCUGCCUCCCCAGCAACCCCUGGAUCACAGGGGAUACCAUGUACUGGACCAUGAAUGCCCCCACGGUGACUGCUCCCACCAAGCUGCGGGUGGAGCGCUGGAGUUUUGGCUUCAGUGAGCUCAUAGGGGACCCCCUUGGCCGUGUCCAGCUCUUGGAGUUCCUCAAGAAGGAGUUCAGUGCUGAGAACCUGAGCUUCUGGGAGGCCUGUGAGGAGCUGCGCUACGGAGAGCAGGGGCGCAUCGCAGAGAUCGUGGACUCCAUCUACCAGCAGUUCCUGGCCCCUGGAGCCACCCGCUGGGUCAACAUUGACAGCAAGACCAUGGAGCGGACCCUGGAGGGCAUCAAGACCCCGCAUCGCUACGUGAUGGAUGACGCCCAGAUGCACAUCUACAUGCUGAUGAAGAAGGAUUCGUACCCCCGUUUCAUCAAGUCUGACCUCUACAAGAACCUGCUGGCGGAGGCCAUCAUCCCUCCGGAGACCAAGAGGCGCGUGUUUCCCUUCAUGCGCAAGCCCCGCCAUGCCAGCCCCAGCCCCGCCCUGCAGCAGCUGCCUCCGGGGGACUCCGAGGGUCGAGCGGAGCCGGAGCAGCCGGAAGGAGGCACCUAGCCUUUGUGGGGAAGAAGGAACGAAGGAAGGAAUAAAGGGAGAGAGGCAGUUGUUUCGUCCCAGCAAUUAUGCUCCUUUGGAUCCAGACUGGGCCCCCUCUCUCCUCUCCAAGCACAUGGAGCAAGGCCUACUUACUAUGCACCCCUUCUGCUGCCUCAGUGCCCAGAAUAACAGUCCUCGCUCCCGGCUGAGCCGCCUUUCCUCAGGAAUCCCCACUCUCUUCUGCCUCACUGACUCCCCUCUGUGGGCUUUUGGUCACUGUGCCUCACCCCCAUUCCUCUUUUGUGCACGACAGGCAAUAAACCCCCUUUUGAGACCAA
Anolis carolinensis (green anole) is the source of this 2304-nucleotide messenger RNA. RefSeq names its product regulator of G protein signaling 11 (gene rgs11). The record is from RefSeq and is a predicted model, not a curated record. Gene Ontology annotation, biological process: regulation of G protein-coupled receptor signaling pathway; positive regulation of GTPase activity; intracellular signal transduction. Gene Ontology annotation, cellular component: neuron projection; plasma membrane; cytoplasm. Gene Ontology annotation, molecular function: GTPase activator activity. Bases 290 to 1984 code for a protein of 564 amino acids. The transcript has 17 exons. Lineage: Eukaryota; Metazoa; Chordata; Lepidosauria; Squamata; Anolidae.